Molecule: messenger RNA, 691 nt
Organism: Nylanderia fulva
Lineage: Eukaryota; Metazoa; Arthropoda; Insecta; Hymenoptera; Formicidae
Product: microtubule-associated protein 1 light chain 3 alpha
Source: RefSeq, a predicted model, not a curated record
CCUGUACGCUGUGUGUUUUGAAACAGCUGUUCCACCUGUCAACUGGAAUGCUCGUACUGCGCAUUUUUGCCAGAUGAUCACAGAUGACUGCACGUAAAGUGAGAAAGAGAAUUUGCGAAUGGUGCGUCUCGUCUCGUCCGACCAGGAGCUAACCUGACCUGGCGGAUCUCAUACGGCGUCGUUGUGUAUGCCAGCGUUAUUUUGACCCGAAGAGCGAGUCCACAGCUGAUAGCGCGCGUCGCGUACGUCGCAGUAGGUGAUAGUGCAUCGUAACGCUGCAACGAACAUGAAUUUGACACCUAGGAGAUCGUACAAAGAGAGACGCACAUUCGAACAGCGAUGGGUCAGUGCAGAAGAAAUUAGAUCUCUGCAUCCAAAUAAAAUUCCCAUCAUCGUGGAACGCUACAAAUUAGAAAACCAACUGCCACUUCUAGACAAAAGCAAAUAUCUGGUGCCAGAUUUUUUAACUGUGGCAGAAUUCUGUAAAAUAAUCAGACGUCGACUGCAGCUGAAUCCAACACAAGCAAUUUUCUUACUAGUAAAUCAGAAAAGUAUAGUCAGCGGCAGCAUGACCAUGGCUGAGCUGUAUCAAAAUGAAAAAGAUCCAGAUGGUUUUCUUUAUAUUGUUUUUGCCAGCCAGGAUGUAUUUGGUGGCCAUUAACCUCAGGCGAGACAACUUUAAAUCAAGUAA